Cucurbita pepo subsp. pepo (vegetable marrow) is the source of this 1577-nucleotide messenger RNA. The record is from RefSeq and is a predicted model, not a curated record. Lineage: Eukaryota; Viridiplantae; Streptophyta; Magnoliopsida; Cucurbitales; Cucurbitaceae.
GCCACUCCGUUCGUUGAAAAACCUCAUCGGGAUUUGGCCGGAGCCUUCACGUUCCGAUCGUGAAGGACCCUUUUUCAGGUGAAGAUGGUGAGCCAAAGGCAAAGACUUGCCCGGAAAAAGUACAGAGAAGAACACCCGGAACUGUUUCCGGAAGCAGAGCCAACGCCACCUAAAGACCCCGACAAGAAGAAGAAGAAGAAGAGUAAAUUCAAGCGCAAAAAGGCAGAAUCGAACUCAACCAGAGACCCAAAUAAACCCCACAAGAAGGGUUUUAAGAAACACCCUCUUAGAGUGCCUGGGAUGAAACCUGGAGAAAGCUGCUUCAUCUGCAAAGCCAAAGACCACAUUGCUAAGCUUUGCCCCGAAAAGGCUCAAUGGGAGAAGAACAAGAUAUGCUUGCUUUGCCGGAGACGAGGGCACAGCCUCAAAAAUUGCCCAGACAAAAAUGAAAGGACUGUGGAUAAGAAGUUAUGCUAUAACUGUGGUGAAACAGGACAUUCAUUGGCUAAUUGUCCACAGCCUCUUCAAGAUGGAGGAACUAAAUUCGCCAGUUGUUUUAUUUGUAACGAAAGUGGACACUUAAGCAAAAACUGUCCGAAGAACACUCAUGGGAUCUACCCUAAGGGAGGUUGUUGUAAAACUUGUGGGGAAGUCACACAUUUAGCUAAGGAUUGUCCAAACAAAGCCACCCAAUUUUCUGGUGGGGCUUAUGAUGGUAACAGAUCAUCUGGAUAUGUGGAAAUGCGUAGACGACCAGAGACGAGGCGUGUGAGCGGGGAUGAUCUCGAGGAUGAUUUCAACAUGGAUGAAGAUCAUUUGCAGAUGAAAGAUGCAAAAGUGGAAAAGAAAAAGGGUCCCAAAGUUGUGAAGUUCAUGGAUGAUCUCUCCCUCUUACCUUUUCUCUUCUCUUCUCUCUUUUCUUAUCCUCCCUUCUCCCUACGCCCAUCUCUCUCCCCCUUUCCUACACUUCCACACGCAAAAAUGGCGAACGCUGCAUCUGGAAUGGCUGUGAGUGAUGAGUGUAAGCUCAAAUUUUUGGAAUUGAAAACGAAGAGGAACUAUCGAUUCAUUGUGUUCAAGAUUGAGAAUCAAGAAGUUGUUGUGGAUAAGCUCGGGAGUCCUCAAAAAACUUAUGAUGAUUUCCUUGCUGCCAUUCCUUCUAAUGAGUGUCGCUAUGCUGUCUUUGACUUUGAUUUCACCACUGAUGAGAACUGCCAGAAAAGCAAGAUUUUCUUCAUAGCUUGGUCCCCCGACACAUCGAUAGUGAGAAAUAAGAUGGUUUAUGCGAGCUCCAAGGACAGAUUCAAGAGGGAAUUGGAUGGAAUUCAGGUGGAACUGCAAGCCACUGAUCCCAGCGAAAUGAGCUUCGACAUUAUCAAAGCUCGAGCCUUUUAAGCUCACUUUUCCUCCAUUUUUGAGUCUGCGGACAAUUAACGUUGUGAACAUUACUCUUUCACUUUCUUUUCCUUCAUGCUUUGCCUUUUUCUUCAUGGGGUUUCACUCAUCUCCAAAGCUCUAUUGAUGAUCUGCUGUAAUUCUCUACAGAUAUAUAUAUAUAUAUAAAGUUCAUUCUUUCA